Molecule: messenger RNA, 936 nt
Organism: Aspergillus melleus
Lineage: Eukaryota; Fungi; Ascomycota; Eurotiomycetes; Eurotiales; Aspergillaceae
Product: RTA1 domain-containing protein
Exons: 2
Coding region: 1-936 (311 amino acids)
Cellular component (GO): fungal-type vacuole; plasma membrane
Source: RefSeq, a predicted model, not a curated record
AUGUUCGACAAAUUCUACGCUCAUAUCAUUCUCGCUUUCAUCAUGUCAGAGUACCAACUCCCUGACAUCCCUCCCUGUACACCGUACGACCCUAGCGUCAGUCCAGGGAACUACGGUUACCAACCAAGCCUAGGAUGGAGCAUCGCAUUCACUCUUCUAUUCACGGCUAUAGCUGUCGGACAGACGCUUCAUGUGCUACGAACUCGGGCCUUCUGGACUGUUCUGUUCAUCGUCGGCGCGAUACUCGAGAUCAUCGGCUGGGUCGGGCGGAGCAUCAGUCACCGAUGUCCAUACUCCCGAACAUGCUUUCUCAUGCAAACGGCAACAUUAAUCAUGGGCCCCUCAUGGACCCAAGCAGGCAUCUACGUCACCCUCUGGGUUCUAAUCCGUGACAUCGGUCGACACGUAUCUCCCUUCCCACCCAAGACCUACCUAGUCAUAUGCUUUAUCAUUGAUUCCGUCUGUCUCAUCACCCAAGCCGUCGGCGGCGGCCUCGCCGGCUCCGCAUACAGUAGCGGGAUCUCGAUGCAAGUAGGCACAACCACCAUGGUCGUGGGUAUCAUCACCCAGCUAGUCGCAGCCGUGAUCUUCUCAUUCCUUCUCGGCAUUGUGAUCUACCGCGGUGCGUCCGAGCUACGUACAAAUCUCCCCUUGUUCUACGUGGCUACCGCAACCGUCUUCUCUACGGCGAUGAUGAUCAUGCGGAAUGUGUACCGCUCGAUUGAGUUGACAGAAGGGUGGAGGGGGUAUCUUAUCACGAAUGAGCGGUUUGUUCUCGCGUUAGAUGCCCUGCCUAUGGUGCUUUCGAUGGGGAUCUAUGUCUUUUUCAACCCGGGGGAACAGUUUUGGAAGCAGAGGGUUAGUGUUGAUGGGCAGGAGCUUGUUGGACAGGAUGAGGUAAGGAAUCAUGCAUUGCAGAGGUAUUUGAACUUGUGA